Messenger RNA from Heterostelium album PN500, 309 nucleotides. RefSeq lists its product as uncharacterized. The transcript has 2 exons. The coding region runs from base 1 to 309 and encodes 102 amino acids. The record is from RefSeq and is a predicted model, not a curated record. Lineage: Eukaryota; Evosea; Eumycetozoa; Acytosteliales; Acytosteliaceae.
AUGGAAGCAGAAGGAAUCUUACAGCAAUUCUUUAGACAUACCUCAGAUUGUGUUACAAUCAACAAAUCACAAAAGUUCAAAACAGAACUUGUCGAUGCUUGUAUUAAAUCUACAUUUUGUCCAGUCGAAGCCGACAUUGUUAGAGAUUGUUACCUAAAUAAAGAUGCUUCACCUGCAAGAUGUUUCGCUCAAGAUGCUCGAUUAGCUCAAUGUUUUAAUAGUUUAGUAAAUGACUCUUCUAAAUUGAAUGAAUCAACCUCAACCAAAUUGGCUUACUACACCACAGUCAUCAACAAGGCAUCAUAUUAA